This is a messenger RNA of Homarus americanus (American lobster), 1058 nucleotides long. RefSeq lists its product as uncharacterized. The record is from RefSeq and is a predicted model, not a curated record. Lineage: Eukaryota; Metazoa; Arthropoda; Malacostraca; Decapoda; Nephropidae. The transcript has 4 exons. Bases 1 to 765 code for a protein of 254 amino acids.
AUGAAUCAUUCACCUUGCUCAGUAGUAAUACAGGCACUUUUCUUGCAGGUGAAAAACCUUACACCUGUCAAGUGUGUGGUAAAGCCUUCAGUGAUACCUAACCUACAUAAACAUCGGAGAUGUCAUCGGGAUGAUGAAACUUGGCUUUUAUCUGAUCCAGCAACCAUUGAAACAUCUGAAGGAGACCAUCGAAUCAUUUAUAUUCUUUCUGAGAAGGAUGAGCCAGAUGCAGCAACACUUACAGCUUUACAGGCUGUGGAUACUGAAAUUACGGAGAAUUCCCACUUGGAGAAUAUCACAGAUGGAGCAACGCAAAUGAUUCAGUUAAAUUCUGAUAACCAGACACUGCAGGGCUUCACUCUGGCUUCAUACAACCAACCAUCCUCUGCCACAACUGUAAUGCUGCAGGAAGGGACUAACCAAGAAACAGAUAGGCAGAUUCAGAUUUUUACAAACGAAGAGGGACAAUCAGUUAUUCCAGUCAUCAAUUCUUCUGGAGAAACAAUUGCUGAAGUUCAAGGACACUUCCUGGCAGAUUCGGAGAAUGCUCCAAGUGUAAGUUCCCUUGGAAACAGCAGUACCCUUGAAAUUACUCUCAAAGAUGGACAGCCACUUAGCCUUGUCAUUCCUGAGGGAGAAGAUCCAACUAUGUAUGUUCAGAGAGCACUGGAGUCAGCAGUGAUGUCUCAACACCAGCCAGCCACACAACAGCAGCAGCAACACCAACACCAACAGCAACAAGCAGUUCAUUCACAGCCAGAAUGAUUUUUUUUAAUUUUUAAAAGGAAAAAUAUAUUUCAAAUUUUUAUUAAUAGCAAAUAUAAUUUUCUAUACAAAAUAUUCAUUUAUGUAUAUUUUGCUUCAGAUGCCAAGCUUAUAAAUGGCAGAUUGUCUUUCACUUUACAACAAAUGCAUUUUGUGCUGAACUUUAUGAGUAAUUCUCUUAAGAGAUAUAUUUGACCAAUGAAAUGUAAUGUUUGUAUCUUAGUGACAUGUAUUAGUAAUGUAAUUUACUAAAGAAUAAAUGUUUAAGAUAUUUAUGAAUUAUAGUAAAAUGA